Messenger RNA from Camelina sativa (false flax), 1035 nucleotides. Lineage: Eukaryota; Viridiplantae; Streptophyta; Magnoliopsida; Brassicales; Brassicaceae. The record is from RefSeq and is a predicted model, not a curated record.
AAUCUAUAAUUCUCCAGCUUAGGGAUUAGGGCUCGCAAUCGAAUUCUUCUUCUUCGAUUCGAUAAAUUCUUGUUCGAUAUAAACCACUGAUUAGAUCCGAAUUCAUCGCAAGCUCAAAGUAUGGUGCUUUCGCAAAAGCUUCAUGAAGCAUUUAAAGGUACAGUUGAGAGGAUCACAGGUCCACGUACGAUCUCUGCGUUCAAGGAGAAGGGAGUACUCAGCGUCAGCGAGUUUGUACUCGCCGGAGAUAAUCUCGUCUCCAAGUGUCCCACCUGGUCCUGGGAAUCUGGUGACCCAAGCAAAAGGAAGCCUUACUUGCCCUCGGACAAACAGUUUUUGAUUACUAGAAAUGUACCUUGUCUACGGAGAGCUGCAUCUGUGGCAGAGGAUUAUGAAGCUGCUGGAGGUGAAGUGUUGGUUGAUGAUGAAGAUAAUGAUGGUUGGCUGGCUACACAUGGGAAACCGAAAGAUAAAGGCAAGGAAGAUGAAAACUUGCCAUCCAUGGAUGCCUUGGACAUAAAUGAGAAAAAUGUUAUCAAAUCAAUACCUACGUAUUUUGGAGGUGGGGAGGAGGAAGAUAUUCCAGACAUGGAGGAGUUUGAUGAGGCUGACAAUGUGGUAGAAGAUGAUCCAGCAACUCUUCAGUCAACUUAUCUUGUGGCUCAUGAACCUGAUGACGAUAACAUUCUCCGAACUCGGACAUAUGAUCUCAGCAUAACGUAUGAUAAGUAUUACCAAACUCCUCGUGUUUGGCUGACCGGUUAUGAUGAGUCAAGGAUGCUGCUACAACCUGAACUUGUAAUGGAGGAUGUGAGCCAAGACCAUGCUCGUAAAACGGUCACAAUUGAAGAUCAUCCACAUUUGCCUGGGAAACAUGCUUCAGUCCAUCCAUGUCGGCAUGGAGCUGUUAUGAAGAAAAUCAUUGAUGUAUUAAUGUCGCGCGGAGUAGAACCUGAAGUUGACAAGUACCUCUUCCUGUUCUUGAAGUUCAUGGCAUCAGUUAUUCCAACAAUCGAGUAUGAUUACACAAUGGAC